UUCAUUUCCAUUCAGUUAGCAUUUAGCUUGUUGUUUCGCUCUUUUCAUGGAGCUUUCUUAUUAAUUUCUGUUAUGUUUGGGUGAACAGACGGACCCUUGCGGUUGCAAGCAUGGCCCUGUCAAUGGAAACGCAGCUACAGAGCAUCUUUGAAGAUGUUGUGAAAACUGAGCUGAUAGAGGAGGCCUUUGCAGGGAUGUUCAUGGACACCCCAGAAGAUGAGAGGACUAAACUGAUCAGUUGUCUCGGUGCCUUCAGACAGUACUGGGGAACCCUACCACAGGAAUCUCAUGAGCAGUGUGUCCAAUGGAUAGUACGCUUCAUACACAAUCAGCACAAUCCCAAAAGGAUCUCCUUCCUCUAUGACUGUCUAGCGAUGGCUGUGGAAACCAGUCUGUUACCACCCAGAAUGGUGUGUGUUGCUCUCAUAAGCUCAGACAGUUUGGAGUGGGAGAGGACUCAGUUGUGGGCAUUAACAUUCAAAUUGAUCCGGAAAAUCAUCGGAGGGGUGGACUACAAGGGUGUUCGAGAUCUGCUGAAAGCUUUACUGGAUAAAAUACAAACCAUCCCUACCACGGUCAGCUCAGCUAUUGUCCAACAGCUUCUGGCUGCCAGAGAGGUAGUGGAAUACAUCCUGGACAGAAAUGCCUGCCUCCUACCAGCCUACUUUGCUGUUACAGAAAUCAGAAAACUGUAUCUAGAAGGACAACUCUCACAUUGGCUUUUAGGAAGUUUGAUAUCAGACUUUGUGGACAGUUUCAGACCCACAGCCAGAAUCAACUCUAUAUGUGGACGGUGUAGCCUUUUACCCGUAGUGAACAACAGCGGGGCCAUCUGUAACUCCUGGAAGUUGGAUCCAACAACUCUCCGUUUCCCUCUGAAGGGCAUGCUGCCUUUUGACAAGGACAUGUUCGAGCCUCAGACAGGCUUACUCCGCUAUGUGCUGGAACAGCCGUACUCAAGAGAGAUGGUGUGCAACAUGUUGGGACUCAACAAACAGCAAAAGCAGCGCUGCCCGGUGCUGGAGGAGCAGCUGGUGGACCUGGUGGUGUACGCCAUGGAGCGCUCCGAGACCGAGGAGCACUUUGACGCCGAUGUUGGAGGAACGAGCCAGCUGUUGUGGCAGCACCUCUCCUCUCAGCUCAUCUUCUUUGUGUUGUUUCAGUUUGCAAGCUUCCCUCACAUGGUGCUGUCAUUACAUCAAAAGCUUGCAGGUAGAGGCCUUAUUAAAGGGAGAGAUCACCUGAUGUGGGUGCUGCUGCAGUUCAUAUCGGGAAGCAUUCAGAAAAACGCCUUAGCUGACUUCUUGCCGGUCAUGAAGCUUUUUGACCUGCUUUAUCCAGAAAAAGAGUGCAUUCCUGUGCCUGACAUCAACAAGCCUCAGUCGACUCAUGCCUUCGCCAUGACCUGCAUCUGGAUACACCUGAACCGCAAAGCUCAGAACGACAACUCCAAACUACAGAUACCCAUACCCCACUCUCUGAAACUACACCAUGAGUUUUUGCAGCAGUCUCUACGUAACAAGACCCUGGGCAUGUCCGAUUAUAAAAUCGCUCUGCUGUGUAACGCCUACAGCACCAACUCUGAGUGCUUCACCCUGCCAAUGGGUGUCCUGGUGGAGACCAUUUAUGGAAACGGGUCCAUGAGGAUCAACCUGCCAGGCACCAACUGUAUGGCAUCGGGAUCAGUCACUCCGCUGCCCAUGAAUCUGCUGGAUUCACUCACUGUACAUGCAAAGAUGAGCCUGAUCCACAGCAUCGCCACACGCGUGAUCAAGUUGGCGCACGCCAAGUCCAGUGUUGCCCUGGCUCCUGCGCUGGUAGAAACAUACAGCAGGCUGCUGGUCUACAUGGAGAUCGAGUCUCUAGGAAUCAAGGGAUUCAUCAGCCAGUUGUUGCCCAACGUGUUCAAGUCUCAUGCGUGGGGAAUCCUUCACACGUUGCUGGAGAUGUUCAGCUACAGGAUGCACCACAUCCAGCCGCACUACAGAGUCCAGUUACUGAGUCACCUGCACAGCCUGGCAGCCGUGCCCCAGACCAACCAGAACCAGCUGCACCUGUGUGUUGAGAGCACAGCCUUGCGGUUGAUCACAGCUUUGGGGAGUUCAGAGGUGCAACCGCAGUUCACACGCUUCCUCAACGAUCCAAAGACGGUUCUGUCAGCCGAGUCAGAGGAGCUGAACCGCGCCUUGAUCCUCACACUGGCCAGAGCCACACACGUCACUGAUUUUUUCACAGGUUCUGACUCCAUCCAGGGUACGUGGUGUAAAGAAAUCCUGCAGACCAUCAUGAACUUCACACCUCAUAACUGGGCGUCACACACGCUGUCCUGCUUCCCUGCUCCGCUACAGGCGUUUUUCAAGCAGAACAACGUCCCUCAAGAGUCUCGUUUCAAUCUGAAGAAGAAUGUGGAGGAGGAGUACAGGAAGUGGAAGUCGAUGGCGAUUGAGAAUGACAUCAUCACCCACUUCUCCAUGCAGGGCUCUCCGCCACUCUUCCUCUGUUUGCUGUGGAAGAUGCUGUUGGAGACGGACCACAUAAACCAGAUAGGCUUCAGGGUCUUGGAGCGUAUCGGAGCUCGGGCGCUGGUGGCUCACGUACGCACGUUUGCAGACUUCCUCGUGUACGAGUUCUCAACUUCAGCCGGCGGACAGCAGCUCAACAAGUGCAUUGAAAUACUCAACGACAUGGUCUGGAAAUACAACAUAGUCACUCUGGAUAGACUCAUUCUCUGUCUGGCAAUGCGGAGCCACGAAGGAAACGAGGCUCAGGUUUGCUAUUUCAUCAUCCAGCUCCUUUUGUUGAAACCAAACGACUUCAGGAACCGGGUCAAUGAUUUUGUGAAGGAGAACGCUCCCGAGCACUGGUUGCAGAGCGACUGGCACAACAAGCACAUGAACUACCACAAGAAAUAUCCAGAGAAGUUGUACUUUGAGGGUCUCGCAGACCAAGUCAACCCUCCCAUGCAGCUGCAGCCUCAGUACCUGCCAAUCUACUUUGGCAACGUGUGUCUGCGCUUCCUACCCGUCUUUGACAUCGUCAUUCACCGCUUCCUGGAGCUUCUCCCCGUCUCCAAGUCUCUGGAAACUCUGCUGGAUCACCUGGGAGGACUGUACAAGUUCCAUGAUCGGCCCGUGACCUACCUCUACAACACCCUUCACUACUAUGAGCGACAUCUGAGAGACAGAACCAACCUGAAGAGGAAACUAGUGCACGCUAUCAUGUCCUCACUGAAGGACAACCGUACCCCUGGUUGGUGCCUGAGUGAAACCUAUUUGAAGUUUGGGAUGAAUCCCCGGGAGGACAGCGUAUGGAUCCCAGAUGACACCUACUAUGUCAAGCUCAUUGGACGCCUUGUGGACACCAUGGCAGGAAAAUCCCCUGGGCCUUUUCCCAACUGUGACUGGAGGUUCAACGAGUUCCCCAACCCUGCAGCUCAUGCCCUGCACGUCACCUGCGUGGAGCUGAUGGCUCUGGCAGUGCCGGGGAAAGAUGUGGGCAACGCCUUGCUCAAUGUUGUGUUGAAGAGUCAACCUUUGGUUCCCAGAGAGAACGUCACAGCUUGGAUGAAUGCCAUUGGACUUGUAAUCACAGCACUUCCUGAGCCGUACUGGAUCGUUCUCCACGACCGUAUCAUAUCUGUGAUUGGCUCUCCGGCGCUGACAUUAGAGACGGAGUGGACAGGUUAUCCCUUCGCCCUGCUGGACUUCACGGCCUGCCACCAAAGCUACGGCGAAAUGAACUGCAGCUACGUUCUCGCGCUGGCGCACGCCGUCUGGCAUCACUCAUCCAUCGGGCAACUGUCCCUGAUUCCCAAAUUUCUGUCAGAGACUGUGAAGCCCAUCGUCCAGACAGAGUUCCAGUUGCUCUACGUGUACCACCUGGUGGGGCCGUUCCUGCAGCGCUUCCAGCAAGAAAGGACGCGAUGCAUGUUGGAGAUCGGCGUGGCCUUCUACGAGAUGCUGCAGGCCGUCGACCAACACUGCCAGCAUCUCAGCCACAUGGACCCAAUCUGUGAUUUCCUCUAUCACAUUAAAUACAUGUACACUGGAGAUAGUGUGAAGGAGCAGGUGGAGAAAAUCAUCAUGACUUUGCGUCCGGCCAUGAAGCUGCGUCUGCGCUUCAUCACUCACAGCAGCAUCGUAGAGACUUCAUCUUCCGCCGCCGCCGCCGCUGCUGCCGCCGCCGCCGCAACCUCCACGUCCUCCGCCUCGUCUUCAUCGUCCUCCGGCACCCCUCAGCCCCCUCCAUCCUCACUCUCCUCCUCCAACGCCGCUGCAUCUCCCUCCUCCUCGCAGCACACACACACACCCAUGUAGACGACCGGCGUAAACGCAAACAAGCAAAUCACAGCCAGCCAGACACUUGAUGAGCAAGUUUUCCAAACGUCAUUGGUUGUAAUCCUAACAUGGAUGUUUUGUAAUUAUUGUUUGUCUUGUCUUUACAAACAAAAACCCUGAGAGAGCUGGUUAUGUCACCUGCAUGAACUUGUUGCUAAAUAAAAGAAGAUUUACGUGUCUAGAAAACUCAGUUAAAUUGGUUUAAUUGAAUUAUAAGGUACUGCUAUUUUUAGAAAUUAAAUUGUCAAAAAACUAUGGAAUUACCAGAACAGUCUAAAUGUACAAUCGAUCAGUAGCAGAAGCAGCCGAGUCACAUGACUUUGUAAUUGUUGUUGCUAUCAUGGUAUAUUUUCAUUUUAUUUUUUGUAGACAUUAUUUUAUAUUGUACAUUAUUAUUAUUAUUAUUACUUAACCCAGAUUUUUGAUAAAAUAAAAGUCUUUUUUUAACCACAA
Molecule: messenger RNA, 4790 nt
Organism: Cololabis saira (Pacific saury)
Lineage: Eukaryota; Metazoa; Chordata; Actinopteri; Beloniformes; Belonidae
Gene: med23
Product: mediator complex subunit 23
Exons: 30
Coding region: 111-4316 (1401 amino acids)
Biological process (GO): regulation of transcription by RNA polymerase II; positive regulation of gene expression
Cellular component (GO): mediator complex; transcription regulator complex
Source: RefSeq, a predicted model, not a curated record